AAAUAACUUAAGAGGCAUGGCCUUAAUUCUCGAUUUAAUUAUAAAAAUUUAUUAUUUCAAUUAUUAUAUUAUGAUAAAGAAUGAUUAAAAUUUCGAAAUGUUUAAAAUUAUUCUCAAUAUUAUAUGCUCUACUGAUAUUCUACAUUAUUUACUAUAUAGUAACUCAUAAUAUUUCAGGAAAUAAUAUAAACCAAUUUUACCCGCCUAAUUUUAUGAAGAUCCACGAUAUUUCCGGACGGUUAAAGACCCUUAAAGCUGAAAUAUCUAACUGGGAAAUUAGCGAUAUUAAACUAAAUAAUGAUAACAAUAGAGAUAAUAAAGCUCGAACACUAGCAACAAAACCGAACUUAAAAAUAGGUUCUUUCGACUUUAAUAAAGAUAUCAAGGAUGAUGAGAAGGAAGAUGCCACUUCUUUACCAACCUCUUUGUCCGUCCAAAUUACCUCUGACUCUUUGGCCAAAAGCGCGCUAAUUCAAUUGACCUCUUUCAUUACGUCUAUCUCAAACACUAAUCAUGGCCCUUUUGAUUCCGAUACAGGGUCGUCUUGCCAGAUAUGUCACAUUUCUCUGUUCUUAUUUUUGCCUCAUUUAAAAUCUAUACCUGCUUCAGAUUAUGGUAUGCUUAACCCUCGCACAUUUAUCAGACAAUCACCUUCGAUGCCUCAUAAAAAAUACGUUAUAGGAAUACCUAGUGCGCCUCGACAAUUUGGAAGUUAUCUAAAGGAUACGCUCCGAUCUAUUUUUGUGGCCUUGUCAAGAAAACAAUUAAAUGAUCUAAAAGUUAUCAUAUUGCUAUCCGGGAAUGAAUCAUAUAUAAACCAAGAAGCGCGAAUGAUCGAAAAUGAUUUUUGGAAACAAGCGCAAAUCGGUGCAAUAGAGAUCAUAACUCCUCCUGACAUUUUUUACCCCUCUUGGUCUAGCAUUACUCCAACGCUAGAAGAUACUCCUAAACGUAUGAAGUGGAGAACGAAGCAAGUCUUGGACUUCAUAUAUUUGAUGUUGUAUUCUUACCAAAAAUGCGACUACUAUUUACAACUCGAAGACGAUGUGAUAGCCAAAUAUAAUUUCUUGACCAUAAUCGAUCAAGUCAUAACCAAUCCGGCUACGAAAGAAUGGGCGAUGUUAGACUUUUGUCCGCUGGGUGCUAUAGGGAAAUUAUACCGUAACAACGAAACCCCCUUAAUAGCUUCCUACAUGGGUCUUUUCUAUCUGGAUAAACCUGUCGAUUGGUUACUCGAUAGUUAUUUUGCUAGCAAAUAUUGCACGCCAGAUAAUUCCAAGACCGAAUGUUAUCAAAUUAUAUUAAAUCGUGUAUCUCAUUACUCUUCAUUAUUUCAACACGUUGGUCAAAAAUCAUCCCUAGAAGGAAAAACUCAAAAUUUAAAGGUACAAAACUUUGAAGAUAAGGUAUUUUAUUCUCCCCACACUAACCCGAAAGCUUAUAUUAAUUCCACCCUUAAAACGUAUCAAAAGUACAUCAUAGAGAAUACAUACCUCAGAAAAUCUUAUUUUUGGUCCGAGGAACCUAAGAAAGGAGACACCAUUCUCAUACAAAUGGAAAAACCAGUAUUAAUUAAAAGAAUAUUCAUCAAAUCCGGUCAUGAAGUGCACACGAUGGACCGAUUAUACAAUACAACCCUGGAAAUUAAAUUAGCAUCCUUUAAUAAUAAAGAUUUAACACCUAGUUCUCCCUCUUAUUUAUUGUCUCGAAACAUCGAUAUGAAUUCCCUUCAUAAAUUAUUGGUCUCUCAAUACAAAAAACCAUAUAACCAAAACUAUCAAUCUAACCUCAUAUUUGAAGAUUCAAAGGAAUUUACGAGUAGUAUCAAUGAGUCCUUGCAAGAAGGGUUUUUGGUUAUAGGAAUUAUCGAUUCUAUGGGCUCGAUCGAUAUAUCGGUUCCCGAGUUAUUGGCCAAAACGUUUAAAUCUAACGUGAAUAACGCUUCCAAUUAUACCCAAGAUUUCAAAGUUGAACUAGUCAGGCUCAAAAUACAUUCUCCUAGCAUAUUUUGGAUCACCAUUACCGAAAUAUAUAUAGAAGAACAAAAGAAGAGAUAGAAAAAAUCACCAAAAAAUAAUAAUUAUGUAAAAAAAAUAUUUUUUAUUUUCAGUAUUUAAUAAAUAUAUUUCACAGAAAUUAAUGCAAAUAAACAAAUUAUAUUU
Messenger RNA from Gordionus sp. m RMFG-2023, 2162 nucleotides. RefSeq names its product alpha-1,3-mannosyl-glycoprotein 4-beta-N-acetylglucosaminyltransferase B-like. Gene Ontology annotation, cellular component: Golgi stack; endoplasmic reticulum; endoplasmic reticulum-Golgi intermediate compartment. NCBI's taxonomy places the organism in Eukaryota, Metazoa, Nematomorpha, Gordioida, Chordodea, Parachordodidae. Gene Ontology annotation, biological process: protein N-linked glycosylation. Bases 81 to 2057 code for a protein of 658 amino acids. Gene Ontology annotation, molecular function: acetylglucosaminyltransferase activity. The transcript is spliced from 13 exons. The record is from RefSeq and is a predicted model, not a curated record.